Messenger RNA from Scheffersomyces coipomensis, 1526 nucleotides. Its product is annotated as cytochrome P450. Bases 27 to 1145 code for a protein of 372 amino acids. Gene Ontology annotation, molecular function: iron ion binding; heme binding; oxidoreductase activity, acting on paired donors, with incorporation or reduction of molecular oxygen, reduced flavin or flavoprotein as one donor, and incorporation of one atom of oxygen. Lineage: Eukaryota; Fungi; Ascomycota; Pichiomycetes; Serinales; Debaryomycetaceae. The record is from RefSeq and is a predicted model, not a curated record. The transcript has a single exon.
GUGAAGGUUGGAAACAUUCAAGACAAAUGUUAAGACCUCAAUUCGCUAGAGAUCAAGUUGCUCAUGUUCAAGCUUUAGAACCUCAUAUCAAAGUAUUAGCUAAACAUAUUAAAUAUUCUAAAGGUUCUACUUUUGAUCUUCAAAAAUUGAUGUUUCAAUUAACGGUUGAUACAUCUACUGAAUUCUUAUUUGGUGAAUCUGUCCAUUCUUUAUACUCUGAAUCUAUUGGUUUACCACCUCCAAAUGAUAUCGAUGGAAGAAAUGAAUUUGCUGAUUCUUUCAAUACUGCUCAACAUUAUUUAGCUUCAAGAGCUUACUCUCAAUUCAUGUACUUUUUAAUCAAUCCAAAAGAAUUUAGAGAUGUUACUGCUGUUGUUCAUAAAGUUGCUCGUUAUUAUGUUAAUAGAGCUUUGAAAUUUAGUCCUGAAGAAUUAGAAGAAAAAUCAAAAGAUGGUUAUGUUUUCUUAUAUGAAUUAGCCAAACAAACUAAAGAUAAAAAAGUUUUACAAGAUCAAUUAUUAAACAUUUUAGUUGCUGGUAGAGAUACCACUGCUGGUUUAUUGUCAUUCACCUUUUAUGAAUUAGCUAGAAAUCCUGAUGUUUUUAACAAAUUAAGAAAAGAAAUUGAAGAAAACUUUGGUGUUGGUGAAGAUGCUGAUCUUUCUCUUAUUACUUUUGAAUCAUUAAAGAAAUGUGAAUACUUGAAAUGUGUCUUAAAUGAAAUCUUAAGACUUUAUCCUUCUGUCCCAAUUAAUUUCAGAGUCGCUACCAAAGAUACCGUCUUACCAAGAGGUGGUGGUAAAGAAAACAAUGAACCAUUAUAUGUUUCCAAAGGUACUACUGUCGCUUAUGCUGCUUAUGUUACCCAUAGAUUACCUGAAUACUACGGCAAAGAUGCUGAUGAUUUCAAACCAGAUAGAUGGAUCAACCCACCUAAAUUGGGUUGGGCUUAUGUUCCAUUUAAUGGAGGUCCAAGAAUUUGUUUAGGUCAACAAUUUGCCUUAACAGAAGCUUCAUAUGUUGUUGUUAGAUUGCUUCAAUUAUUCUCCAAGUUAGAUUCAAAGGAUGAAGGUCCAUACCCACCAAGAAAGAUGGUUCAUUUAACCAUGUGUCAUCAAGAAGGUGUCUUUGUCCAAAUGGAAUAAACUUGAUGUCGGUGUAAUAAAAAAACCAGCAAGUCAUUACUGUUUUCUUCAUGCAUGCAUGCAAGAAUGCCAUGUCUUAGCUGAUAAAUUUUAGUUCUUAGCAAAUAAGAAAUCAUUGAUUUAUUUUAUCAUUGGUAUCGCUUUCUUAUGUUCGUAUUUCUUUUCCUUUUGUCUAUGCUUUAUGUUCCAGGUUUAUCCAUCUAUUUAUUUAUUUUAUUAAAGUUUGUCUUUUCAAUCCUCCUUCCCAAGUUAGAGCUAUCUUUCAUUACUACUACAAACUAAAAUCAGAAAGUAAGACAUGACUUAUUCAACUCUUUAAUUAUAUAGUAUAUUAUCUAAAUAAACGUAUUUUAUCAUUUAUUCUAUUUCAUAUUUUUUUUU